Messenger RNA from Eimeria necatrix, 1035 nucleotides. RefSeq lists its product as hypothetical. Lineage: Eukaryota; Apicomplexa; Conoidasida; Eucoccidiorida; Eimeriidae. The record is from RefSeq and is a predicted model, not a curated record. The transcript has 2 exons. The coding region runs from base 1 to 1035 and encodes 344 amino acids.
AUGCGGAGUCCCUCGGCUUCCCACCGCCAUCAGCAGCAGCAGGCGUGCGCUACUAUUGCUGCUGCAGCAACAGUAGCUGCCGCAGCAACAGUAGCUGCAGCAGCAACAGUAGUUGCAGCAGCAAUAGUAGCUGCAGCAACAACAGUAGCUGCAGCAGCAGCAACAGUAGCUGCAGCAGCAGCAACAGUUGCUGCAGCAGCAGCAACAGUUGCUGCAGCAGCAGCAACAGUUGCUGCAGCAGCAGCAACAGUAGCUGCAGCAGCAGCAACAGUAGCUGCAGCAGCAAGAGCAGCAGUAAGAGCAGCCGCUGCAGCAGUAACAGUAGCUGCAGCAGUGACAGCAGCAGCAAGAGCAGCCGCUGCAGCAGGAGCAGCAGCUGCAGCAGUGACAGCAGCGGCAACAGCAGCCGCUGCAGCAGUAACAGCAGCUGCAGCAGUAGGAGCGACAGCAGCAGCAAGAGCAGCCGCUGCAGCAGUAACAGCAGCUGCAGCGGUAACAGCAGCUGCAGCAGCAACACCAGCUGCAGCAGUAACAGCAGCUGCAGCAGCAACAGCAGCCAAUGCAGCAGCAACAGCAGCUGCAGCAGCAACAGCAGCCAAUGCAGCAGUAACGGCAGCUGCAGCAGCAAUAGUAGCUGCAACAGCAACCGCGACUGCAGCAGCAAUAGCAGCUGCAACAGCAGCUGCAGCAGCAAUAGCAGCUGCAACAGCAGCUGCAGCAGCAAUAGCAGCUGCAACAGCAGCUGCAUCUGCAACAGCAGCUGCAGCUGCAACAGCAGAUGCAGCAGCAACAGCAGCUGCAGCAGCAAUAGCAGCUGCAACAGCAGCUGCUGCAGCAACAGCAGCUGCAACAGCAGCUGCAGCAGCAACAGCAGCUGCAGCAGCAACAGCAGCUGCAGCAGCAACAGCAGCUGCAGCAGCAACAGCAGCUGCAGCAGCAACAGCAGCUGCAACAGCAGCUGCAGCAGCAAUAGCAGCUGCAACAGCAGCUGCAGCAGCAGCAGCAGUAACAGUAGCAGCAGCAGCCAAAGCCUAA